This is a messenger RNA of Thermothelomyces thermophilus ATCC 42464, 1430 nucleotides long. RefSeq lists its product as uncharacterized. The record is from RefSeq and is a predicted model, not a curated record. Gene Ontology annotation, molecular function: hydrolase activity. Lineage: Eukaryota; Fungi; Ascomycota; Sordariomycetes; Sordariales; Chaetomiaceae. The transcript is spliced from 4 exons. The coding region runs from base 236 to 1333 and encodes 365 amino acids.
UCUCCACAUUGUCCCCUCAAAAAGCCCCUCCUCCUUCGUAUCUAUUACCGCCUCGAGAUACGCUCUGCGCAACCAGAUGUUUACCCAGCCAAGUCAAGCGGCCUGGACCGGGACGAUAACUGCUCCAGCCUCAGGAGCAGCCUUGCCACAAAUCGAGGGCAUUCCCACUCCAGCCCGGUAUUGAACGUAAUUAUCACGGUCACCUAGCAUUCCCAUUUUCAACCCCUUGAACGAAAUGAACGUCUUUCCUGGUACCGCGGGUAUUACGGCGUGGGCCCAGACAGAGCAAGCGGUGCAGAGCGUUGAAGAUGUGAUCGAAGAGCACAUUCUUCCAAAACUGGAUCCCGACUUUCUCGAGUAUUUUACUCAAGUGCGAACCAAAGCAGCAGCUGGGUCGGGGAAAGUUGCCCCCAAACCCCCAUCUAUCCAGGAACUGCGCGCUCAUCCGGAGGCAUUCCGAGUGCCUUGCGCCCUUGACACAAGGGGAUAUCCCGGGGUUACCGACCUCACAUUCCCAUCACAGGACGGCGUCAGCAUCCCUGUUCGGGUAUACCACCCCGACCGAGAGAAGCAUGGCACAGGCCCGUUUCCUGUUCAUUUGAACUUCCAUGGCGGUGGCUUCGUUGUUGGCGGCCUGGAGUCAGAAGCUGCGCACUGUCUGAGCAUGAGAGAAGCAGGGGUUAUUGUUGUCGAUGUUGACUAUCGCCUUUGCCCGGAAAACAUAUGGGGCAAAUGUUUUCAAGAUGCAUGGGAUGCUCUGAACUGGGUUCGCGAGUCUGCAUCGCUGCUCAAUGCCAACCCAGCUUCCGUCUCGGUCGGUGGCAUAUCCGCGGGCGGACAUAUCAGCAUAGUGCUACAGCACAUGGCGCGGGAUGCUGGCAUUCCCUUGAAGUUAUGCAUGGCUACUGCGCCACUAGCAACGAGAGCGCUGAGCUAUACUUACUACACUGAGUCGCCGUUCCCUUCUUUCCACGAGUUCCACCGUGGGCCUGUGCUGCCCUGGGCGCAAAUCAAAUACUAUGGACGCCUUUGCAUGCCACCGGAGAAGCUUCCAGAGCUCAGGAAGCUGUGGCCCAGCUGGUGGCUCGAGCCCCUCGAGGCGCCUAACUGGCGCGGCCUUUGCGACGCCUUCAUUCGGACGGCCGAGCUCGACCCCCUGAGAGAUGAAGGCGAGGCUUACGCGAUGAAACUUGUUGCGGGUGGGAACAAGGUCACUCUCAAGAGAUACUUGGGCUGCCCCCACACAUUCGUGUACAUGGACGCCCUGAAGCGGAAGCACGAGUAUGACCGUGAUUCAAUCGCUGCGUUGAGAGUGGCACACGGUCUCGAUUGACGUGCUUCCCCGAACGGGCAGGAUGGGGAACUUUUAGUUAGCGUUAGCUAAUUCCUACGUAGUAAGGUCUCGGACCAUUCACGGUGCUGUUCUCGAG